Paramecium pentaurelia is the source of this 2692-nucleotide messenger RNA. Lineage: Eukaryota; Ciliophora; Oligohymenophorea; Peniculida; Parameciidae. The record is from the annotation of a GenBank genome assembly.
UAUGGAUAUUUAGCAAUUUGAAAAAGAACUAGUAACCAAAUUACAAUUCAAAGCCUCAUCAAGAGUAGGUGUAGAAACUGUCUUACUUAAAAUAUUUAAAUUCUUUGAUCUAACUAAUUAAGGAUUUCUAAAAAAAUAAGACUUUCUUAAAGCUAUAGCUAAAUCUGGAGUAACUAUAACAGAAUAAGAAGUAUCAUUAAUGUAUUAAUUUAGUUCGCUGAAAAAUUGUGGUCUCACUAUUCUGACGGUGUCUAACUUAAUUACAAAGAUUUCAUCAAUAGAGUUGUGAUAAAAGACAGUUAUUAGGAAGAUUAUUCAGAAUCAAGGAUCAUAGCCUCCCCAAUAGAAUCCUUAAGAGCUAAGAUCUAACUGAAAGGAGCUUUGGGCUUGUUAAACUUAGCCAUAAGUUUGCCAAAUUAAUUUAACUGUCAACAAUUACAGGACUAUUUAAGAAGAUAGGAUAUAGAUAUAGAAGGGUUACAUUAAUUAUUUAAUGGAGAAUUCAUGAGUCAAGCUAACUUGAUUGGUUUAAUAAAAGGAUAACUAUUGAACUAGUUUAGAUAGGCAUUGAUCACAAAUGUAUUUUAUUCAUUUGAGGCACGUGAACUAACUCCUCAAUUUUUGAUAAAUAGAUAUUAAGCUGAUAAACAUCCUGACAUUAAAUUUUUGAGAAGAGAUUAGAAUGAAAUUAAAGAAGAAUUUGUUACAGGAUUAAGUCUAUAUUUAUAAAUCAGAGCAAUAAAAGUAUUGAAUUUAUAGGAUUUGCUUGAUUUUUAUUCAUAUUUUGGAUUUAACAUUUAAAAUGAUGAGAUCUUCAGAAAUAUAGUAGUGUAAGUAUGGAAUCUAGAUAAUUUGAACUAACAAUAAGCUUCUCCAUCUUAAAGCGUAAAACAAAAGUCUUAUUAAUAAUAAUUGUAAUAAUCUCCUGGAUCUCAGAAGCAAAUUAAUUAAUAAUUGAACUUUUCUCCUGAAAAUAAAUCAACUAAAUCAUAUUAAUAAUAUUAAUAGUCUCAAAUACAAAGAACCCCUAUAUAAUAACAUCUUUAAGAACCUGAAUAAUAACGACCAUCUGUACCUAGAUCUGUUAAAUCUCAUUAAUCAUAAAAAUCACAUCAAUCUUAAUAAUCAUAAUUGUCUGCAACUUCAAAGUAGGUUGAGUUGAUAGUACAAAGAAUUAGAAAUAGAUUGGUAUCAAGAGGUGCUCGUGGAUUUAUUUCUUUAUAUAGAGUAGCAAAGAUUUUGGAUGCUGAUUAAGAUGGAAUGCUCAAUUUGUCAGAAUUUAGAAGAGCUAUUAGAGAUCAUAAAAUAGAAGUUACAGAUCCAGAAAUAGAUUUAGUAUUUUAAUAUUUUGACAGAGAUGUUUCAGGAUUGAUUGAUAUAUGGGGAUUCAUGUUUGUGUUGAGAGGUGAGAUGAGUGAAUAGAGAAUCUAAUUAGUAGAGUCAUUAUUUGAAAAAUAUAAACAAGGAGAUUAUAUAACUAUUUCAAAUUUAAGGAAUAAUUUUACUGUUAGAAAUCAUCCAGAUUUAAAAAGUGGAAAAAAAAGUGAUGAUGAAAUCAUUUAGGAUUUCUUUGAACCCUUAUAAUAAUUACAUAAUAUCAAUGGAGGUUUUGGGAAUGAAAAUAUUAGUAAAGAUGAACUUAUUGAAUAUUUUAGCAAUUUUAGUGCUUCAGUUCCUGAUGAUAAAUAUUUUGAAUAAAUUCUUGUUACUGUAUUUAAAAUAUAAGCAGAACAACAAAAAACACAUCAUGCUGGCAAUAAAUAAGUCUUUGAACCAGAUCAUAAACGUAGUUAUCUACAAGAUCAUCAUCGAUAUGUUGUUCAGGGUGGUAGUGUCUCUGCUAAUGCUCCUUUUGGCACAUUUACACAAUAAGAAUAAAUUUAACAACAAAGACCUACUUCUGGGUUUGAAUAACCAGCAUCAUUUAAUAUUUUUAAGCCACUUCAAGAUAAUGUUACUAAAUCUAAUGUAUAAUUAGGUCAUUCUUAAUUAUCACAACAAUCCUAGCAAAAUUAAUAAUAAUAAUUUCAUUAUUAAAUUGAGUAGACUCCUAAAUAGUAAAAAUAAAAAAUUGAUAGUUUUUAAAUUUUGAAAAAUAAAAUUUUGUAGAGAGGAAUAAGAGGAUUGAUUAAUAUUCAAUAAAGAUUUAGAGUUUUUGAUAAAUAAGGAGUGGGAUCCUUAUCAUUAAAUGAUUGGUUAAAUAGUUUUAGGUCUUGGAGAUUAGAUUUGAAUGAAUAGGUAAUUUAAGAUGUGUUUCAUUAAUAAUAAGUAAAUGGGAUGAUUAUUUAUGAAAAUUUUAUAAAAUAACUUUAGGGAACUAUGAGUCUAAGAAAAUUCAACAUCUUAUAAUAAGUAUUUGAAUCUUUACCUAAGCAAAAUGUUGAAGUUAUAAAAAGUAUGGAAUGAAUUUAUAAUUAGGUUCAUUUAAUCCUAAAGAGCAUCCAGAUGUGAAAUUGAAUAGAAGAAGAGAAGAUGAUAUUCUGUGUGAAUUUAUUGAUACAUUCGAAUAACAUCAUUAAAUAUUUGUAAUCAAUAUAUUUAUUUGUAGACCGGAAUGGAUUAUUUGAAAAAUCCAAAUGUUUCAUUUGAAGAAUUUAUCAACUAUUAUAAUAAUUUUAGUGUAUUAAUGGAAGAUGAUACAUAAUUUGAAUAAUUACUAGGAGCUGUAUGGAAUCUUAGAAAAAGAUUAUGA